CACCUGAGCCAACUGGAAUGGGGAUGGCUGAGGAUGAUGAUGAAUCUCUCGGGUCGAAGCACGAGAAGCGCCCUGUAUCUCCGUUACGUAACGAGGAGCGCGAGAUAACUAGGUCAUCCGCUGCGAUCGAUGACCUUACCGAGCGUCUCACGGCUUUGGCAACUCGAUUGGAAUCGGCACUUGAGUUCACGAAUUCACUUCAGACUCAACAUUCUGCAGCUCAAACCACGAUCUCGUUGUUGGAGAGCAAGGUUGCAUCGCUGGAAUCGCUUGUAGAGGUGACUCAGGCUCAGGUUCAAGCUCAGACCGCAGCUCAAGAGGCAGCUCAAGCGCAACUUUUGGAGGCAGCUCGCCAACCGGCACAAGAUAGGGAGAAGGAACGCGAGUCAUUAACACAAAUGCUAAACGAGUGGAAGAAGAGUGUAGAAGGCCAAUGGAAUUCUGUACAGGAAGAAUGGACCCAGGAGCGUGAGCGGCUGUGCAAAGCAAAAGAAGAAUGGGAAAGCAAAGCGAAGAGUCUUGAAUCCGGUUUGGAUGCGAAAGUGAGUGCUGGAGUAGCUUCCAUAGUGGCACUGCAAAACCACCACUACGUGUCCAAUGGCGAUGCCAAAAUCAACGGUGGAGGUGGAUUGUUUACGCCUCCGAGUCCUGUCAGUGUAGCAUCCGAUUCUGGACGGGUGAAACCCAAACGUCGACGGUCAAGUUCUUGUCGAGGUCGCUCUCGCUCUCGUUCUCCUUUUUCGCCAAUCGAAGUGACUGUAGGCCAUGAAGUUCUUGGUCAAAGCAAUGGUUCGAGUUCCGCAGCGCAUCGUGAUCCAUCACCACGCCAACGGUCGCGCUCGCCUUCGUCGUCACUCCCAGAUGACAGUAGCGAGGUAGGUGAGCUGUCGAAAGGUGCUAUGCAGGUUCGAUAUCCUUAUACUCCUACAUCUUCGGAGUAUGGUUCCCCGGCGGCGGCGCCUGUGCCCACUCCAGUCCCUGUCCCUGAUGUGACAUCGAAAACCCGCUCAAAGCCGCAGUUUACAGACGUGCAAUUAGCUGGUAUGUCGACUGCUGUCGGGGUACUAGUAUUGAGCGUCGCUGCGGCAGCAGUACUAUGGCGAGUUAAUCAAGAAUAAAACUCAAAAGUACGUAGACGGCAUUUUCUCCCAGCAACAUCUUAUUAUGGCAACUACUUCCUUCAUUCCGUAUUUCGUCUUUUCUUUAUUACUCUUUUUUGCUGCUCUCGUUUAUUGUGGUGCACAUGUAUAUAUUCUAUGCAUGCCUUCUCCGUAUUUAAUGACAAGCGACGACUAUAAUUGAUGCAGGUGACUAUGUAUAUGUUGCUGCAUGUUUUGUUCUUGCAACGAGUCUGUAAAGGGAAUAUGUUAAAAGAACCUAAUAUUGUGGCGUGUGGCAGGUGUGAUGAGAACAGUGAUUGCUAUACUGGUACCAUCACGAUAAACUUAUGACCAUCCGCUGAAUGUACCGCUGGCAGUCCGUAGGCUAGACUUACCGUCGAGAGAACGGAACGGGAUGACUAAACGGAAUGUAUGGAUGGCAGUCGAACUUCAAAUAUCGGAUCCUGACUCAGAUAUUUGUCAGCGAUAACCGACGUCGCCAUCCUUGAUCACCUCUUCGCCAUGCCAGGGAGAACGCCUUUAUAAUCCCUCGUGCUCCAUUUCUGCCUCUUGAUCCACUUUCCCCACUUUGUCAUUAUCCCCCCCUCCCAUCCCCCAUUGACAUACACUCUAACGCCAUGACCUUCAUCUCCGAGUCUGCACAUUCUGGCAAUGGAUAUCACCCCAAGAAACAUCUAUCGCAUACAGAUGGUUUUGGGACGAGGGCCAUCCAUGUCGGUUCAGAGCCUAACAAGGAGACGGGUGCGGUCAUUCCACCUAUUUCCCUCAGCACCACCUACAAGCAGGAUUCAGUCGGUGUACACAAGGGAUUCGAGUAUUCGCGAUCAGGAAACCCGAACCGUGAUGCCCUAGAGUCCACCCUCGCAUCCCUAGAGUCUGGAGGAGCCCAUGCACUCGCUUUUUCGUCCGGAUCAGCGACAACCGCGACAGUUUUGCAUUCCCUGGGACCCAAUGCCCACGUCGUCAGUGUCAACGACGUUUACGGCGGCACCUUCCGCUAUCUCAACAGGGUCGCUGCAGAAACCCAAGGCUUGGAAACCACGUUCGUAGAUCUGGAGGAAGCGUCAGAUGAUACCAUAUUAUCGUCAUUCAGAGAUAAUACCAAGCUCAUUUGGAUAGAAUCACCCACCAACCCCACCCUUCGUCUCGUAGAUAUACCCCGCAUUGUAUCACUAGCCCGCUCGCAUGCCUCCAAUCCCAUAGUGCUCGUCGACAACACCUUCCUCUCCCCCUUCUACUCCUCGCCUCUCCUCCAGGGUGCAGAUAUCGUCGUGCACAGCUUGACAAAGUAUAUCAACGGUCAUUCUGAUGUCGUCAUGGGCACAGCAAUCUUGCCCGCUCACAACGCAGAACUUGCGAGCAAAUUGCGCUUCCUCCAAAACGCGAUUGGCGCCGUGCCGAGCGCGUAUGAUUGUUGGCUUGCACAGCGUGGUGCCAAGACAUUACAUCUCCGGAUGAAAGCCCACGGAACUAGCGCGUUGAAGAUUGCUCAAGUGCUACAACGCUCGCCAUACGUCGAAGACGUCAUUUACCCCGGUCUUGCGUCGCAUCCCCGACAUGCGCUAGCGUACCGUUCACUCUCGCCGCAUGCGACCAAGUUUGUGGAGUCGUUGAAGGCGCCGGUGGAUCAGGAUGGUGUAAGCGGUGAGGAAGAGGGCGGGUUCCCGUAUGGGGGUAUGGUAUCGUUCCGCAUUCGAGGAGGUGCGGUCGAGGCAAACAAGUUCCUCACUGCCACGCGACUGUUCACAUUGGCAGAGUCACUCGGUGGUGUUGAAAGUCUGGCUGAGUUGCCCUCUAAGAUGACUCAUGGUAGUAUUCCACCGGCGGAGAGAGAGCUGCUCGGUAUCGGCGACAACCUUAUCAGGUUGUCUGUUGGGGUCGAGGAGACAGAUGACCUGGUCGCGGAUGUGGAGCAAGCGCUGGAGCUUGCUGUUGGAGAUGGCGAGGUUUUGAAGAAUGGCUCGCAUUGAUAUAUAUUGUAAUAUUAUUCUUAUUAUCCAAGUUUGGAGGACCUGCACUCGCAUAGAUCGGAUUGGUUUUGCUGUAAUGCUGUUGUAAUGUGACAUUAGUGUUGUACUGGUUCAAAUAGAUUGUGUUUUGCUU
Molecule: messenger RNA, 3224 nt
Organism: Serpula lacrymans var. lacrymans S7.9
Lineage: Eukaryota; Fungi; Basidiomycota; Agaricomycetes; Boletales; Serpulaceae
Exons: 4
Coding region: 1739-3091 (450 amino acids)
Biological process (GO): transsulfuration
Cellular component (GO): cytoplasm
Molecular function (GO): cystathionine gamma-lyase activity; pyridoxal phosphate binding
Source: RefSeq, a predicted model, not a curated record